GCUCAAUUACAGAGAGAACUUGAAUUUUAGCGUGUCGCGACGCGAUUUAUAGUGGACGGGUACUCAUUACAUCACUAAAGCGACGCCAUGUCAAGCCUCAUUCACACUGAGGUACGUUCACGUUACUUCCAUUUACUUCACCUCACAGUCUCACAUACAGCGUCAAAUACACGAUGGCCCCGGUCCGGCGAUAUCUGAGGAUAUCCAAGUACUCAGUCCUUGAAUGCCGAAUUUAUCUGGAUAACCCUGCAUUGGCCCAAUCAUGGCUUCUUAAUCCUCGAAAUCCAAUAUUACCCAAGGUCAUCGAAAGCAUCCGUCCCUUGGUGCUUCCGAAGCUUCGUGAAGAGAAGGAAAGGGUUAGAAAGAAGAGCAAGAAGAAGAGCAUCAAAGAUGUUAUAGUAUCAGACGAGUUUGAGGUCUCCAUCUUCUUGACAGAGACGAGCACGAGACAUUCUCUCCUCUACAAAACCAAACAUUUCAGGGACAAUCUGCCGCCGAAACUCAAGUCCAACUCCUCUAAGCUCAUCGGUGAGACGGAUAGUGUUCCCGUGGACGUUGAAGAUGAAUAUCGUGCACCAGUCUUACAAGAAGAUGAUGGUGAGGUGAGACUCGCCGAUAUUCCUGUCGCCGAAACAACAACACGACGGAGUAAGCGCCAAAGAGGAAUACAGGAUCCGGAGCAAGAUGACAGCGAUGAGGCGUUUGAAGAUGAUGAAACAGCCUCGGCCAUCGAAAUCGACUCUGAUACGGAGGCACCCCCACACAAGAGGCACAGGGCCCGGACGAACGACGGCCUUGACGGAAACGAAGACAAGAAGAAACUAGCCAUGGACGUGUCAUAUGAGGGAUUUGCAAUAUACGGUCAGGUGCUGUGCCUCGUGGUCAAGAAAAGAGCGAACGCUGCAGCUAGCAGUGGUGGGGGUGGAAAAGCCCGACCAGAAGGCCAGGCGACAAUGGAGAAUUGGAUUUCUUCUACGCAAGUGCCUGUUGGGGAGGAUAUUCCAUAAUCGAGACCAAAAGAAUAGCCAAGGAUUGAGGUCUCAAGUCUUCUUGAUUCCCUAGCCGGCCCGAAUGGCAUGACAAUUUGAUGUUAGGUCGACGAGGGUUAACCCGAAUACCGGGGUUUGACAGACGGGAACUGCGGAUACGGCCGUCGGGUUCCUGUAGGCGUUCGGCCUGGCGGCGGGCGGCGGGAGGAGACAGGCUACUGGUGACUCUACUGGGC
Molecule: messenger RNA, 1225 nt
Organism: Fusarium redolens
Lineage: Eukaryota; Fungi; Ascomycota; Sordariomycetes; Hypocreales; Nectriaceae
Exons: 3
Coding region: 174-1007 (277 amino acids)
Source: RefSeq, a predicted model, not a curated record